Molecule: messenger RNA, 1260 nt
Organism: Carcharodon carcharias (great white shark)
Lineage: Eukaryota; Metazoa; Chordata; Chondrichthyes; Lamniformes; Lamnidae
Product: ubiquitin-conjugating enzyme E2 R2-like
Exons: 5
Coding region: 286-999 (237 amino acids)
Biological process (GO): ubiquitin-dependent protein catabolic process; protein polyubiquitination
Molecular function (GO): ubiquitin conjugating enzyme activity
Source: RefSeq, a predicted model, not a curated record
CUGUGCUCCGAUUGGUCGGCCCAGCUGACGGGCUCAUUGUACCCGGACAGCGGGGCUGAGAGGCCUCAGAGCCGGCAGCUCAGUCACUCUGAGGCCGGGGCUUGAAGCGAGGCCUCCCGGACACAGCCCAGUGCCACCCGCACACACACAGCCCAAAGCCCGAGCUCCGGCUCAGGCGUCGCUGCCUCUCCUUCCUUCCGCGGCCUCGGCCUCUCCUUCCCUUGUCCCCGCUGGGCGGGCGGGUGGUCCGGCGGCCCCGGGAGCCCGGCUCCGGCCCGGGUGGCCAUGGCUCACCAGCAGAGCAGCAGCUCCCAGAAGGCGCUGAUGUUGGAGCUGAAGAGCCUCCAGGAGGAGCCGGUCGAGGGUUUCCGCAUCACCCUGGUCGAUGAGUCCGACCUCUAUAACUGGGAGGUGGCGAUCUUCGGGCCACCCAACACUCACUAUGAGGGCGGCUACUUCAAGGCACAGCUUACGUUCCCCAUGGAUUAUCCGUACUCCCCACCAGCAUUCCGCUUCCUCACUAAGAUGUGGCAUCCGAAUAUCUAUGAGAACGGGGACGUGUGUAUUUCAAUUCUGCAUCCGCCAGUCGAUGACCCCCAGAGUGGAGAGCUCCCCUCUGAGAGAUGGAAUCCCACCCAGAAUGUCAGGACAAUUCUUCUCAGUGUCAUCUCGCUGCUGAAUGAGCCAAACACUUUUUCUCCCGCUAAUGUGGAUGCUUCAGUGAUGUUCCGGAAAUGGCGAGAUAGCAAAGGAAAGGAUCGAGAGUAUGCAGAGAUUAUUAGAAAACAGGUUUUAGCCACCAAGGCAGAAGCGGAUAAGGACGGUGUGAAGGUACCGACAACCCUGGCGGAAUACUGUGUCAAGACUAAAGCCCCACCACAUGACAAUAGUUCAGACUUGCUGUACGACGACUUGUAUGAUGACGAUAUGGAUGAUGAUGAAGAUGGCGAUGGUGAUUACUAUGACGAUGAUGAUGACUCAGGAAACGAGGAAUCAUGACCAACGCUGGGCGGGAGGGGGGUGACCAGCCAAUCCUCUUCCCCACCUCCCCACACUCUUUCUCUCCCCCCCCUACCCCCCUCCUUCCUCCAGGAGCCAACGGCUGCUCUUGCCCUGGGUCUGAGACCAAGCCCACAGUGUGAUAUUCAUCCUUACUCCCUCCCCCACUCCCCAGUAAAUGUAUUUGGAGCCUGUGUCACAUGAACACUGAUCUUCCAGAGUAAAGUGUUUCCUGGCUGGGAGGGGGAGAGGAGGGGGUUG